Molecule: messenger RNA, 3550 nt
Organism: Scophthalmus maximus (turbot)
Lineage: Eukaryota; Metazoa; Chordata; Actinopteri; Pleuronectiformes; Scophthalmidae
Product: homeodomain-interacting protein kinase 2-like
Exons: 9
Coding region: 516-1781 (421 amino acids)
Biological process (GO): peptidyl-threonine phosphorylation; peptidyl-serine phosphorylation
Cellular component (GO): cytoplasm; nucleus
Molecular function (GO): protein serine/threonine kinase activity; protein tyrosine kinase activity; ATP binding
Source: RefSeq, a predicted model, not a curated record
UAAUACAGUAAAAUAUGUAAUGAAUAUGUAAAACCAUGAGUGUAAUUGCAGAUUAUUGUUUUUAUCCAUAAUAUCAAAUCAAAUGUCAUUGCACAUUAAAUAAUUGUUGAGGGUAGAGGGUUUCAUCCAGCACACAUCCUUCACUUACUACUUUAGCAGUCUGGAUUCUGAUUAAAUUGAAAUCAUAAUGAGUUUAUUUUAACCUUGAGGUAUAUUUGGAACGUGAACAAAACUUCACAGCCACAUUUAGAAUGUGAUGUCACAGAGCGGAACAUUAUGAGUAUAAAUAAGCUUAACUGACCAGUGUGGUGGUGCCCAGUGUGUGUUAACUGAGAAGUGAAGUCGUGUUAAAUCACAUUAGGUUAACCGUUCCAACUUUGGAUUUUAAUAUUGCAGCAGACUUAUAUUUGUCUGAACUUGUUAUUUUACGUUCACUGAAAGCAUUUUUGAGGAGAAACUCCAAAUAAAUUUCCAGUUACAUCAACUGACACACUUGCUCCCAACGAGGUACGGCAAUGUCCUCGAACAAGGAUGACCAGCUGGUCACAGGCGGCUGGCUCAUGUCGGGGUCUUCUACCUAUCAGGUGCAGUCUCUCCUGGGGCACGGCACCUUCGGCAGUGUUGCAAAAUGCACCAGGAUGGACGACAUGAAGACAGUGGCCAUCAAAAUGAUAAAGAAGGGGGACUUUGAUGUGCACCAGGCCAGUUUAGAGAUGGCUGCUCUGAUGAAACUGAAAUCACUGGACCCGGACGAAUGCAACCUAGUUCGAUGGUACCAGGUUUUCAUCGACAGAGGUAACAUCUGCUUGGAGUUUGAGCACCUGGACAAAAGUCUGUUUGACUUACUGCAGGAGAGGGAUUCCCAACCGCUUCAUCUGAACGAGAUCAGGCCCAUUGUCCAGCAGCUCGCCUGUGCACUCGGCCACUUGAAGGCUGUUGGGGUAAUACAUGCAGACCUCAAGUUGGAAAAUGUCAUGUUGGUCAACCAUCUUCAGGAGCCCUACAGAGUGAAAGUCAUUGACUUCGGCCAAGCACAGAAUGUGUCUGCUGGCCAGUUGGGCUCGUACAUUCAGACGCGUCAAUACCGAUCUCCAGAGAUCAUUUUGGGUUUUCCGUUCACAGAGGCCAUAGAUAUGUGGUCUCUGGGAUGCUUGGCUGCCGAGUUGUUCCUCGGCAGGAUGCUCUACCCUGGCAGUUGUGAAUAUGAUAUCAUCAGGAACAUAGUGGAGAUUCAGGGUCAACUGCCAGACAACAUUCUCACCACUGGAUUGAAAACAUGCAAUUUUUUCCAGAGAGACGACAGCUCCACCAACACUCUCUGGAAACUCAAGAACUCACAACAGUUCCAUAGAGAGACAGGGAUCCGGCCAAAGAAGACCAGGAGGUCAAAGCUCACCUCGCUGGACGACCUCCUGCACAUCCGGAUCAUUACCAGUGAAAAAGUUGCUGAGAAGUAUGUAGAGAUGCGUGAUGUGCACAUGUUCAUGGACAUGCUGAAAGGAAUGCUUCCACUCGAUCCUGCCAAACGGAUGACACCCCAUCAGGUUCUGGAGCAUCACUUCACCAUCAUGUAUCACUUUAUCCACCUGUACCCCUGCAGCUGCUAUGUUAGUUCCGCCUUUCAUAUGAUGGAUGUUUGCCGGAAACAAGACUCCACCUUCCCACAGUGGGAUAAAUCCAAGACCACCAACCCCGUCCAGGCCCACUGCAUCAAACACAUCCCUGCACCAGUGCCCAGACCACGGGUUCAAAAACAGGUCAGGGAGGAAGAGAAAGGGUAGUUGAUGUCGAUGGACAAAUAAACACCACGGCCACUGCUCCGAUGAUCCACCCACAAGGAACGUCCUGCCAGAAGCAUAUCUCCUCCAUUAAGAGGAAGAUCACUAAUCAUGCAAAUAGAGUGAUACGCAUUUGAGUAUUAGUCUGUCUACGCCAGGCUCGACGUAGACCACCUCCAACUGAGUUCACGUCCUUCAAUCAGCUACGGGACAGAGAGAGACCGGCUCAGUCAGGUUGGAGAGGGAAGAGACCUGCUGACGAAGAUGCGCUGCCUCCAAAAACAGGACCAGAGGACAGGAGACGAGCCCGUUGGAGAAGGAGCUCCGCUGUCUGUCCAGUGUGUGGUGGGGAGGGUGCUCAGGAUUUAUCCAUGAUACAGAACAGUUUGUUCAGUGUCCUCCUCUCCACCGCAGAUUGAACAGUCUCCAGCUUGCAGCCUAUCACAGAGCCAGCCUUCGAAAUCAGUUUGUUGAGUCUGUUUGUGUCUUUCCAGGUUGAGUAUAGUGUGUUACGGAGAGGAAGGUAGAUAUGGUGUUUGUGUUACAGUGACAAUAAAUAUGUGGAACUAACAUCAUUAGAAGGACAAUAUGAACAUAAGAUAAUAUUUUGAAUAUAUAUAAAACAUGUAUAAACUAUGACCGGGCUUCCCCAGAGAAACCAACCACACAAACCUCCAGCAAACCUCUAGCUGACACACACACACACACACACACACACUCUUCUCUCAGUCAGCCACCCACACUCGGUCACGAGGGACCAGUGCGUGGUUGCACCAGUGUAUCUGCCAUUUUCUGGUGUGACUUUUCCCCACAUGUGCUCGAGUGAGUGCCGUAUAGAAACAGUGUGUAUGCGUGUGCGCCCGUCCGCGCACCGUGUGUCUAAUGCAUUUGCCUCGCUUAUAGGAUUCCUCAGUGCUCCGAGUUGAGGGUGGGUUGGAAAUCCCUUAGUUUAGCAACACUGUGGUCCAGCCACGCUGCGGCGUGCAGGGAGAGACACUCACAUUCAUCAUCUUCUUCAUCUGCAGCCGGCUGCCAGCCGCAAGAGAGGAAACUGCAGGCAGGUUUAUGAGUAUUUUUUUCUCUCUUUUCACAGACUGUCAUUUGUUUGGGACCAUGGUUACGUCUGGUCCUUUGUGUCUUUACGUCUUCCAUCACAUUCAAUAUGUAAGACAGCUGAGAUCAAAGUAAUGACGUGAUGUACUACAAACCCUGGUCUGGCAUAUCCCCAUUGGCCAGUGGGGGGCAGUGCAGUUAAAGCUCAAAAAGGGAGAAGGUCAAAAGAUUCAAAUCCAAUUCAUCUUGGAGUCAAUUUAAUGCACAUACACUUGACUAAACAGAUGUCCGGAUGACCUGAGUUCUGCACAGAGCCGUGCUGAUAGACCCCCACAACGAUCGCUGAGGUCAAUACUAAUAAAAGAAAUAUACACAACCUGAAUAUACUGUUUUAUAUAAUGACUUCAUGAAUGUGUUUAUCAAGGUCGUGCGAAUCCACACACUACAUCUCUUGCUAAAGCGUAGCGAAAUAGGCCGUUAGCCUCGGCGGAGGUACGUGCUCUCUCCAACGGCCUUUUGUUAAUUUUUGGCUUGAGAGUGAAAAGAGGUGAGACGCUGGGUCAGUCCCUCGAUGUGACUGUUUAUGUCUGUGAGGCAAGUUUUAACACAACACGAUAGAGACAGAGCAAAUAGUGCAAACGUCUCUAUCCUUCAGUGGCUUUGUAUUGGUCCAGCUAAUAAGAUAGAAGUAGGAAACUGGAAUACCUCUUAAAUACGAU